AUCGUCGUUCCUUGGUAUGAUCGAAACGGGCAUAUUUUCAAUAGCUUCGAAAUUUGGCAGGGGGAUGCAUGCAUGCGGGGAAGCAAAUUCCAAUUCGAAAUUAGAGGGGAGUGAAAGUGCAGAUCUGUCUCACUCCACUGCCCGUCAUAUUUUGGGCCUCACUUGCUCAUCUCUGCACGGAGACACCCUUCAUUUCAUUCCAAAAAGUGGUCACCUUCGCACUAGUUAAUUUGUGGCAUCUGAGGGCGUCUUCCUUGCAUCCUUCUCCGGGAAAUGCCAGAAUUCGUUUUUGGGAAUGCCUAAAUGGCAAUUGCCGGCAUAACGAUCGGUCCGCGUAGACAAAGAGAGCUCAGUGUUUAU
Messenger RNA from Cantharellus anzutake, 360 nucleotides. RefSeq lists its product as uncharacterized. Bases 17 to 229 code for a protein of 70 amino acids. The transcript is spliced from 2 exons. Lineage: Eukaryota; Fungi; Basidiomycota; Agaricomycetes; Cantharellales; Hydnaceae. The record is from RefSeq and is a predicted model, not a curated record.